GCGACUUUCCCUUUCCGGCUACGGGUCCCGGAGCGGAGCGGGAGGCUGGACCCGGGAGCCGAGCGGCGGCGGCGGUAAUGGCGGAGCUGGUGCAGGGACAGAGCGCUCCUGUGGGCAUGAAGGCCGAGGGCUUCGUGGACGCCCUGCACCGGGUCCGGCAGAUUGCUGCUAAGAUUGAUUCGAUUCCUCACUUGAACAACUCCACGCCUCUCGUGGACCCCUGCGUGUAUGGAUAUGGCGUGCAGAAACGGCCCCUGGACGAUGGAGUAGGUAACCAGUUAGGGGCCUUGGUACAUCAAAGGGCAGUAAUAACAGAAGAAUUCAAGGUGCCUGAUAAAAUGGUUGGAUUUAUUAUCGGCAGGGGAGGUGAGCAGAUUUCGCGGAUUCAAGCAGAAUCUGGUUGCAAAAUUCAGAUUGCUUCAGAGAGUUCUGGGAUUCCAGAGAGGCCCUGUGUACUUACCGGAACCCCAGAAAGUAUUGAACAAGCCAAACGACUGCUGGGACAGAUUGUGGACCGCUGUCGCAAUGGACCUGGCUUUCAUAACGACAUAGAUGGCAACAGCACAAUCCAGGAGAUCCUUAUUCCUGCAUCUAAAGUGGGUCUGGUCAUCGGCAAAGGAGGGGAAACAAUCAAGCAGUUGCAGGAGCGGACAGGUGUAAAAAUGGUCAUGAUCCAGGAUGGCCCACUGCCCACAGGAGCAGACAAGCCCCUUCGUAUCACUGGAGACCCGUUCAAAGUACAGCAAGCCAGAGAAAUGGUAUUGGAGAUCAUCCGAGAAAAAGACCAAGCUGACUUCCGAGGUGUGCGAGGUGACUUUGGCGCCCGUGUGGGAGGAGGCAGUCUAGAGGUAUCUGUCCCUAGGUUUGCUGUUGGAAUUGUAAUAGGAAGAAAUGGGGAAAUGAUCAAAAAGAUCCAGAAUGAUGCUGGUGUAAGGAUUCAGUUUAAACCAGAUGAUGGGAUUAGUCCUGAGAGAGCUGCCCAGGUCAUGGGCCCUCCAGAUAGGUGUCAGCAUGCUGCUCACAUCAUCAACGAGCUGAUCCUUACGGCGCAGGAGAGGGAUGGCUUCGGAGGCCUGGCAGUAGCAAGAGGAAGGGGCAGGGGCCGUGGCGACUGGAGCAUGGGAACUCCUGGUGGCAUCCAGGAGAUAACAUAUACCGUGCCAGCAGAUAAGUGUGGCCUCGUCAUAGGCAAAGGGGGCGAGAACAUCAAAAGCAUCAACCAGCAGUCAGGAGCCCACGUGGAGCUUCAGCGCAAUCCCCCUCCCAACACCGACCCCAGCCUGCGGAUAUUUACCAUCAGGGGUGUUCCUCAGCAGAUCGAGGUGGCCAGACAUCUCAUAGAUGAGAAAGUUGGUGGUACCAGCCUUGGAGCCCCCGGAGCCUUUGGACAGAGCCCCUUCAACCAGCCGCCUGCUGCCCCGCAUCAAAACACCUUUCCUCCAAGGGGCUCAGGGUGCUUCCCCAACAUCGCUGCUAAAGUGAACGGAAACCCCCACAGUACCCCUGUGAGUGGCCCUCCAGCCUUUCUGACCCAGGGCUGGGGCAGCACCUACCAGGCAUGGCAGCAGCCCACACAGCAGGUCCCAAACCAGCAGAGCCAGCCGCAGAGCAGCCAGCCUGACUACAGCAAGGCCUGGGAAGACUACUACAAGAAGCAGAGUCACGCUGCCAGCGCUGCUCCUCAGGCCAGCUCCCCACCAGACUACACAAUGGCCUGGGCGGAGUAUUACAGACAGCAGGUCGCUUUCUAUGGGCAGACGUUAGGGCAGGCUCAGGCCCACAGCCAGGAGCAGUAGAGCCGAGUCACACAGCUGGCCCUUCCCCUCGAAAUCAGUGUGAAAGAAAACCUGUUUGUAACAGAGGUUUUUAGAUUUGCAGACUUUUGAUGAAGAACCUUUGUUCUGUGAAACACUAUAUUUAGAUUAACAGAAUUUUUCUAAAAAUCGGGAAAAUUAGUUACUAAAAAUUGCUGAUAAUUUUUGUUUCAUUAUUCUUGUUUGUUAUUUCAAAUGUGUAAGCUCUGGGAUUCUUUUUGGAGCAAUACCUGCAAAUUCAGGUGCCAGAAUGUGCCUCGGAGCAGUGACAUUUCAACAUGAUAUUGUUUUGUUUGUUGUUUUGUUUUCGUGUCUUUUUAUUUACAGUUUUUUCUGUUGCAACAGAAAGUGGCUUGGAAGUCUUGGGUGGUAUGUAACAAAUUCUUUUAAAAAAAUUUUUAAACAGUAUUUAAAUAUUCUUAAAUGUGUAAAUUCAUUAAAUGUUUUACUUCUAAUUUCUUGUAUUUUGGCUGUCUGGUUUUAUUGCAUUUUUUAAAAAACUGAACUAUUAUGUAUUGUAAUUAAUUAUGUGAAUUCUGAAAUGAGACAGAUAAUUGUAUUGCUGUCCAACAGGGUUUGGGAGGGGCAUUUUGUAGGGUUUGUAUAAUUCCUAGAGUUCUAAAGGGUAAUAUAAAAGUGUGUUUGUGUGUUAGCAUACAUUUUUUUUCGUGUCUCCAUUACUGGUUGCAAUUGUGUAUCUAAGACCUCCAAGCUGGUUUUAAAAAACAAAACAAAAAACCUUUCUCUAUUCUUUCAGAAAUAUAAAUACUGUUAUUUUUAAUAUUAAAAAGAAAUUCAAUAUAACUUUUAACAAACACUGUGGAACAUUAAACCGUAUAAAAAUGUAGUAACUAUUUUUUAAUUCCAAGGUGUUUUUUUGCUUUUUUCUUUUAAAUAUUUUCUUAAUAUUUGUCAAAUUAACUAGAUGAAUAAGUAAAUCUAGUAUUAACCACAGUAUGAAUUAAAUAAUUUUGAUUUAAUAAAAGGGAUAAUAUGAUUUCCAAUGUUUACUGUAGUGUAUCUUGUACAGAUAACAUGUAUUUUUAAAGGAAAAAAAUACGGAAUUAAAGCUAUUUUUUCUCGCAUUUUUAAUUGACCUAAGGGACAUUCCGUUUGAAAUAUACUGACGUUACAGUUUCUGGGGUUUUCUCCUUGUUUUCCUUAAAUGCUUGAAAUGUCUAACUAUUAAAAAAGGCAAUUGGAAAAUGUUAUGCAUGUUGUUUAAAAAGGUGUUCUUUGUAUUUGACUGACAAUUCAUUUUACACUCUAUAUAAUAAAAUUUCCACAAGACA
Marmota monax (woodchuck) is the source of this 3106-nucleotide messenger RNA. It is a transcript of the gene Fubp3, whose product is annotated as far upstream element binding protein 3. Gene Ontology annotation, molecular function: mRNA binding. Lineage: Eukaryota; Metazoa; Chordata; Mammalia; Rodentia; Sciuridae. The record is from RefSeq and is a predicted model, not a curated record. The transcript is spliced from 19 exons. Gene Ontology annotation, cellular component: nucleus; cytoplasm. The coding region runs from base 78 to 1796 and encodes 572 amino acids. Gene Ontology annotation, biological process: regulation of gene expression.